Macaca mulatta (Rhesus monkey) is the source of this 3315-nucleotide messenger RNA. RefSeq names its product triggering receptor expressed on myeloid cells 1 (gene TREM1). Gene Ontology annotation, biological process: neutrophil chemotaxis; chemokine production; neutrophil-mediated killing of gram-negative bacterium. The record is from RefSeq and is a predicted model, not a curated record. Lineage: Eukaryota; Metazoa; Chordata; Mammalia; Primates; Cercopithecidae.
GAAUGUCCUCACAUCCUGUUGUGCAACUUUCCGAAGCCUCUAGGUGACUGUGGUGCCUUGUAGCUGUCCCGGGAGCCCUCAGCAGCAGUUGGAGUUGGUGCACAGGAGGGAUGAGGAAGACCCGGCUCUGGGGGCUGCUGUGGAUGCUCUUUGUCUCAGAACUCCGAGCUACAACUGAAUUAACUGAGGAAAAGUAUGAAUACAAAGAGGGGCAGACCCUGGAGGUAAAAUGUGACUAUGCACUAGAGAAGUAUGCCAACAGCAGGAAAGCUUGGCAGAAAAUGGAGGGAAAGAUGCCCAAGAUCCUGGCAAAAACAGAGAGGCCUUCAGAGAAUUCCCAUCCAGUCCAAGUUGGGAGGAUCACACUAGAAGACUACCCUGAUCAUGGUUUACUGCAGGUCCAAAUGACCAACCUUCAAGUGGAAGACUCUGGACUGUAUCAGUGUGUGAUCUACCAGCAUCCCAAGGAAUCUCACGUGCUGUUUAAUCCCAUCUGCUUGGUGGUGACCAAGGGUUCUUCAGGUACCCCUGGUUCCAGUGAGAAUUCUACCCAGAAUGUGUAUAGGACUCCUUCUACCACUGCUAAGGCCUUGGGCCCACGCUAUACCAGCCCCAGAACCGUGACCCAAGCUCCACCCGAGUCAACUGUCGUUGUCUCCACUCCUGGCUCUGAAAUCAACCUUACAAAUGUGACAGAUAUCAUCAGGGUUCCUGUGUUCAAUAUUGUCAUUAUCGUGGCUGGUGGAUUCCUGAGUAAGAGCCUGGUCUUCUCUGUCCUGUUUGCUGUCACGCUGAGGUCAUUUGGACCCUAGACCCACGAACCCACGAGAACGUCCUCUGACUUCCAGCCAUAUCCAUCUGGCAGUUGUGCCAAGGGAGGAGGGAGGAGGUAAAAGGCGGGGAGUUAAUAACAUGAAUUAAAUCUGUAAUCACAGGCUACUUCUAAAGUCAGCAUCUCACCUUCCUGCUCACUGCCCUCAUUUCUCUAAUAACCUUGGGUGGGCAUUUCCACCUCAGAAAAGAAGUUACAGCCCCAAACAUGCCUGGUCCUUCAUUCCACCAGCCACUUGGGGUUUGCAUGAAGUACAGACAGGUCAAUGUUUUUCACUGUAAUUCUCUUGUGGGGGCUGUGACGUGCAGAAGGCACACCUGAUACUUCUGCUCAGUUUUGCCUUGUACCAUACAAUUUUGGCCUGACCUGGACAGAGCUCCCACUACAGAAGCAUCCUGCUCGCCCUAUGCUGGGACUUCCUCUUUCUAGCAUCAGACACUUGGGUUUCAUGCUUAUAUGUGGUUCUUUCCAACACUCCCAGGAAGAUUGUGGAGCAUGGAGAAAUAAGACAUCAUGGUGAGAAAGUGCAUCCUUCUCAGAGAAAAGAGUUAAACUGAGUAUCUUGUCCUGAGGAAAUACUGGCAGGCUGAGAUGGGAUCCAUAGGAGAACAUCAACAGACAGUGUCAGACAUCCUGUGUGCAUUUAUCGCUGGAGCCUGAAAAUAGCCCCAUGAAGGCAGAAAUGUAUGUGACUGGAACGAGGCCACAUGAGUAAGUCACCGCCCACUGGCAGGAGUGAAAACUGAAGAGCUCCUUACCUGAAGGACCCCAAAGCCAUAUGGAAUAGAAAGACCAGGAGUUCUGCCUGUGUCUAAACGCCUCUUUCCUGUAUCACACAAGGGGCAGGGAUGGAGGGGUAAAAGCUCUCCCCACCGGGGAGGCUUCUGGAGGCUGUCCCCAUGUGCUCCUCUAGUUCCCCACUCUGCCCUCCUCCUCCUCUCUCAGUCUGCUCCUGGAGCACCUGCUUCAGUUUCCAUGCUCUCUCCAGUGCCCUCCUCUGUGAAGUAGGUAGGUGUUCAGGCCACCACGGAGAAAAUCUCUGUGGGAGAUUUUCUUGCAAUCUCCCACAGAUUUCAAUCAGGAUUUUGUUAUUUCCCACCGUUCGAGAUUCCCUUUAAGGGAAACGGGCCUCAUGGAUGGGGAAAGGAUGGUGGGUCCUUCCAGCCCAAUUUAGUGAUGUCCAGGGCAGAUAUUAUCCUCAAUUCCCAAGAGCAAUCACACUUUUCUACACACACAGUGUGUCUCAUGUCAGGUAAAUGUAUUUUCACAAUGAGCUCCACUCCUGUGGAAACAAUUCUCUGCACGCGGAGGUCCAGCUCCCAGCCUGCUCCAUCACAUAGGGACUUCCCCAUUCCUCUGAACGCUGCUCUGUCAGAACCUGCCCAGGUAACGGUAACGACCCUAGAGAGAUGAUUUCUGAACCCCAAUUUUGGGCCCAUUAGAAGAUGUGUGGGGGGCAUUUAUUUCAUCCUGAUGCUCUGGUGACAAUCUUUGCAGAGGCACUAGAUCCGGAAGCUGUUAAUCUCUGCAUUUAUUUUCUUACCUAAAAGAAUCAAGCAGCUCAGAGGCAGUGACUGUGCAGGAUGCAGUGUUUGUAUGCUGAGCUUGCUGGUCUGGAACCUGCACUUUAGCAAUCCCAUUGUUGCUCCUGUUUAUGAGGUUGACAAAGUGCCAGGGCAAGGGAGUAUUAUCAUUAAAUGCACUCCAGGAGAGGCGGAACACACGAGGGCGGUGUUUCUCAGAGGUCUUUAGACCACCUGCAUCAGAUUCUCCUGGAGCAUAAAGCAAAUGCUUAGAGUCCAGGGCCCCUGCAGAUCUUCUGUAUCCUAGUAUACAGCUCCCUCUUAGUGAAUCUCAAGCUUGUUUCCAAGAAGUCAUUACAGUCCUUACGAAAGCCCAUGACACUUUCCUAGAGAUUCAUCCAGAUGUAACCCAGUGCGUGGUCCAGUGCAUGCCUGUGUGCUUAACUUAUUAUAGAUCAAGUGUUAUUUAAGUCCAACAUAUCAAACGUGCCUGAAAUACUAUAUGCAUUAAAUUGGAAGACAAAUGGCCAUACUGGAUACUCUCCCAUUUGCACUUACAGGCCACGCCAUGCUCCAUCCUCCCCAUCCUGCCUGGGAACCUGACCAAUGUGGCUAAACCAGCAGGCUCCUUGGCUGCCAGUUUCUGGCUGGUUGAACCAAUGGGAAACAUGAAAGAAGAGCCAAGGGUGGGGAGAGAGUCAGAACAGAGUUUCUGUCCUCAGGGCUCUCUCCCUGGGAGGUGGUGGCAGGAAUGGCUGCCUUCCUCUCUGAAGGCUCCUUCAAGCCCCUCACCAAACAGUUCCCAUCUCUGAGUCCAGCCACCUGCUCCAUCUUCUCCUCUGUAGGCCCAGUGGUGGGAACGGCCCACCACUGUUGCCAGCCUCAGCAUACUGAAGCACCCCUUACUGCAUUCCCUAAAUUCUAUGCACAUGUUUAUUAAAUACUCUUCAAUUACCCAGU